AUGCUGCUUCUGCCACUCUUGUUGUUUUUUCCUUCUUUGUUAGGAUUGUUGUUUGCCACACAAAACAGCGCUCUCUAUCGAUAUCCAACAGGCCGUGCUUCGUUUGGUAAAUUCAAGUGCGACCCUUUCUAUUUCUUAUGGGAAGAGAAACUUACAUCGUCCAUGGUGGAAGAUAAGUUGGACUGCACUUUCCUUUGUGUCGGUGAACCAAAGUGCUAUUCGUUCAACAUAGCAGUGUAUCCUGACUCCAAAGGUCUUUAUCUGUGUGAGUUAUUGGCCACAGACAAGUACAGAGAGGCUGAAAAGGUUCAUGCAAAUGUUACCUUCCAUCACUGCAGUCCGUUGUCUCAAUGUGAAAGCGCUCCUUGUAAGAACGGAGGUGUCUGUGUUCCUGAAUAUGAAAGGAACUCCUAUCAUUGUGAAUGUAAGCCUGGAUUUUGCGGAACUCACUGCAAAUGCAGCAAACGUGGAGGAAAUCGAACUUGCAGUGACAUCAAAUACUGCAAUCCUGAGGCUAAAAGUGGCUCUUAUGUCAUCGACCCUGAUGGAGAGGGCGGAGUGAAACCAUUUAAAGUCUUCUGUGACAUGACUGACAAGGGCGGGAUAGGAGUGACAGUUAUCAGUCACGACAGUGAAAACAGAACACUGGUGGCUGGGUUUGAAGCCCCUGGUAGUUAUUGGCGUGAUGUUACUUAUGAUGAAACCAGUCUAAUUCAGCUAGCAAGCUUAACAGCUUCAUCUUCUCACUGUGAGCAGUUUAUUAAAUACGAGUGCUAUCAUUCAAUGCUCCUUCUCAAUGGUCACAUGUUCGGCUGGUGGGUAUCGCGUGAUGACGAGAAGAUGAAGUACUGGGGUGGAGUCAACUCUGUUCCCUUUAAAUGUGCAUGCGGUUUGACAGACACGUGCGCGGACAGCAGUUACGGCUGCAACUGCGAUAAGAACGAUAUGAAUUGGCGAGAGGACAGCGGUUUACUAACAGACAAGUUCAAGCUUCCCGUGAUUCAAAUGAGAUUUGGAGAUACCGGUCAUGUUGUGCGUUACAAUGAAUCAGGAUAUCACACGCUUGGACCACUGGAGUGUUAUGGACUCAUCUAGAACUCAUGAAGACUGUUGAUUAACCAUUUAAAAGAUAACUUGAACAGUCACGGUACUCUCUCCGUCAGACCUCAAUUAUAGUUAUAAUUAUUAGUUAUAUUUACAUGUAAUAUUUUCAGAAUCUCGGCAGUGUUGUGUAGUUUUCCAUGAUUUCUUUUUAAAUAGCGCAUGUGGUAGACUUUUUCAAAAAGGCAGCCAAUAUUGUUAAGAUCAAACUUGAAUCGCUUAAAGAAACAUCUUCCUUUUCGAAUAGUCACCAGGCAUCAGAGUUUACGGCUAUUGCAUAAGGCGAAAAGUAGCUCUGAUUUGAUUCUCUUCCUACAUCAGAACUGAAGUCAUGUAAAGCAGCAAAGUAAUUUCUGAU
Molecule: messenger RNA, 1459 nt
Organism: Pocillopora verrucosa
Lineage: Eukaryota; Metazoa; Cnidaria; Anthozoa; Scleractinia; Pocilloporidae
Source: RefSeq, a predicted model, not a curated record